Haplochromis burtoni (Burton's mouthbrooder) is the source of this 4045-nucleotide messenger RNA. RefSeq lists its product as uncharacterized. The record is from RefSeq and is a predicted model, not a curated record. Gene Ontology annotation, biological process: signal transduction. Bases 961 to 3831 code for a protein of 956 amino acids. Lineage: Eukaryota; Metazoa; Chordata; Actinopteri; Cichliformes; Cichlidae. The transcript has 26 exons. Gene Ontology annotation, cellular component: cell surface.
UGCUCUGCAUUAGUGUUUAGAUGGGCUUACUUCACAUUUAGCUUUGUUGCACCCAGAGAAACCCCACUGUCCAAUUCAUCAACCCGGGAGGCUUUUGAAAGGGAAAUUAAUUAGCUGGGUCAGACUGACCUGUGUCAAAGGAGACAAGGACUUACUCAGGAGUUCAGAAAGGGAAAAGAAGAAUUAAAAAAAUGUCAUAAUUAUAUUCUUAAAAGCUCAGUUUUAAUAAUUUAAUUUAAAAGUGCUGUCAAAGCGAUUGAUUGAUUGCAUGUUAGUUAGUCCAGUGUAAGAAAUCAUAGUUGCAAAGUUGAAAGGAAAAAACACUGUUCAUGGAAAGCUUUUGUGAAUGAGCUGGCUUUCAUGCUUGGUACCUGUGAAUAGCUGGUAUGCCCUGUUUAAAGAUACUGGCCACACAUCUAGGGGUGGAUGUGUUGGUCUUGCUCUGAAAUUAGCAACAGAAGCUACAAUGACCUCUUCCCCCCACCCCCGAAAAAGCAGCAAAUCAAAAAUCAAUCAAAAAAAAAAUGUAACAUUGACUAUUUACGAAACUUUCAAUUUCGAAAUUCAUAUUGCAAUGAAUAGAAAAAAACAAAACCCUUUCAUAAAAAGGAUAUUCUGACACCCACACAUGUACAUCUGCACACUCGCAGACAUUUGCUGAAAGCUCUCUGAAAGUUCUUUUGUAGAUCCCAACAAUGUGUCCCUUGUUCCCAGCUUAUUUAUUCCACUUCCAUGUAAUUUUGAGUAGGACAAGCUAGUGAAAAUGCUGAGGAAAAGAGGCACCAGAAUGAUGGGAAGCCCUAUGCUGUCUGGAGGAUGUGUCAUUCUGGAAAUAUGUCCAUUAGCUGCAUUUAAAUCAUGCAAGCCUACAGAUUUCAGCAGUCUUGCAGAUGUUUGUUAUUAUGCAAUGCAUCACGUGUCUCUCUCUCUCUCUUGCUGUAGUUCCAGGCAGAUUUUGACAUGUUUAUUCCUCUCCAACUGCUCUACUGUGGUUUCUCUCUGACGUGUCAUCUGCUGGCAGGUGUUCAGAAAUGUGCUGUAUGUGCUUCUGAAUUACACAGCCCGGAUCACUGUGCAGCGAGGACCAAGGAACGGGGCACAAACAUGAAAGAGGGAAGUGUUGUUUCUCCCAUGUGGAAAGUGUUGCUGGUGGGGAUGUGCGUGCUGCUGCUCCUGAGCACGGCAGGUUUAGUGUUUCUGCUGUUUCGGCAGAAAGAGUUGGCAGAUGAGCUGUUUAGGCUGGAGUCCCAGAUGCAGGAGCUGACAGAGAGCUGCAGGUUGCUGACGGGAAUCCUGCCCAUCGACCCCGGAGAGGCCCGAGUGUUCAGGAAGCUCCACCGCCGCAGGAGAAACCAGGAAGAAGAUCCAAUGCAAAGCGAAGAUCAGAAGGAUAUGCUGAUGCUCAUGACAUACUCUAUGGUUCCUGUCAAAGCCUUCACAGACAUGUGCAGGAGCUCCAAAGGAAUUUGUUUAACAGGCCCACCUGGACCCCCAGGUAAACCUGGUUCACCUGGACCCCCAGGUCCACCGGGGCCAGAGGGGAGACGAGGUAGAAAAGGUCUUCCUGGUCCACCUGGUCCACCCUGCUCCACCUCUUGUUCCAGUGACAUGAAAAACAAGAUUACUGAAGGAAGUAGUCGUCAAAUUUACGCAUGGAGAGAAUCACCGACACCACGUCCAGCUGAUAACACAACUAAUGUUUUGAAUGUUAGUGGCACAAAUAUAAAAUUAGAUUUUGGUUCUUUUUAUCCAAACCACAGUCAAGACGCCUUCAACAAUACCAAAGAAGAAAAUGUCACAGAGGUCCCAGCCGGCGAGAGGUCCCAAUCAUCAGCAGGCCUGCUGAGUGUAGCCUUAGACAACAACAGCGACUCCUUCAGAAAUGUUACUGUUACUACAGUGGAAAGUGACUGGAUAUCACCUCACCCAGAUUACCAAAGUGACAACCUGACUGAAAUCGACCCAGAAAAUGUUACAGAAGCACCAAUGAAUUUAUUAGCAGUGUUACCAACACCAGGUGAGCCGCAUGAUGCUGGAAAAGCUCUCUCUGAUGAAACUUUAGACACAUAUUUGAAAGCUGAAUCACCAACAGCACAUCCAGCUGAAAACCUCAUAGAUGCUUUGAAUGUCUCUGACUCUGAGAAACUGGACAAUAAGACAGAAUCAGAAUCACCAACAGAUGGUCCAGCUGCAAACACCAGAGGAGACACAAAACCAUUUAUGAACAACUUUAAUGAUGCCAACACUGAAAAUGUUACAAAUGGACCAGUACAAUUAUUACCAGCUCCACCUGAUGCAGAUAUAAACAGUGACUCCUCUAAUGGCAGCGAGACCUUCAUUAAAGCAACUCUGAAAACUGAAUCACCAACAGCGUAUCCUCUUCAGAAAGCCACCACAGAUGCUUUGAAUGUCUCUGAAUCUGAGAAACAUCUGAGCAUGAAAGUGAAAACUGAACCGGUAACAUUUGAUGACGAUGAAAGCCAGGGGACCUUGAAUGACACAGAAACUAAAGGACCAGUAAUGCUGUUAACAGAAUCACCAACAGAACAUUCACCAGAAAAAUCCAGAGGUGUUUUGAAUGUUUCAGAUGCAACAACAGAACUUGAGUCCUUAAAUUUUGAUCAAAAUGACAGCCAGGGCUCCUGGAAUGAUACAGACACUGCAAAUGUCACAGAGGGGCCAGUAAGAGUAUUAAUAGCCCCACGUGAUGCCAACAUAAAGAGUGAUACGUUUAAUGGCAGGAGAACCAUCAUUAAAACAAGCACAAUAACAGUAACACCAACUCCACAUCCAGCUGAAAACACCAGAGAUGCUUUUACUGUUCCUGGUUCUAAAAAGGAUGCAGAUAAAACAAUAGAACCUGAGCUAAAAGCAGCUGAUAAAGAUGUUGCCUUCAAUGUUGCUAUACAAAAUGCUACAGAGGCAUCAGUGACACGAUUUAUAGGUUCACUUUCUGAAGAACUGGAUAAAAACAGAGACACUUUCAAUAACAGUGGAAACAUCAAUGAUAAACCCAUGACAACUGAUUCUUCAAAUAAGCUCUGGUCUGAUAAUAAGAUCAGUGUGACCACCGGUGACAAAUCAACAGAAAGUGAGUGUAUUAUUAAAAACAUAAAAUGCUCAGAGAAGCCCACUGAAAUGGAAAGCACCUAUGGAGCCUGGAUGUCAGACGCGUCGCAGCUGGAUGAAGAUCAGUACUGGGUGGCCGAUCAUUUUUCAGGUCGACAUUUGUGGGAAUAUCAGGACCUUUCAACAUCGCAAAACACUAAAAACACUAUAGACACCAAGAGGUUCUACCAGGGGUGUGGCCAUGUUGUUUAUAAAGGAUCAUUUUACUACCACAACGGCGGGAAAAACAGACUUAUAAAAUUUGGUCUGAAAACGAAGAGAACGCAGAUUCUGACCAUGCCAGACACCAGAUAUCACAACCUGACUUAUCUUUUUCGAAACUCAAAGACAUACUUCAAGUUUGCUGUGGAUGAAAGUGGACUGUGGGUCAUCUUUGCCUCAAACGCAGAUGACAGCACACUGGUCGCAAAGCUCGACGAUGACACAUUCUCUAUAGAGUCUGUCAUUAACACCACCUACCCGACAGCUAAAGCAGGAAAUGCUUUCAUUGUGUGUGGGGUGCUGUAUUUCACAGAUGACAAAGACAGAAGGGUGACAUAUGCCUAUGAUUUAAAGAAAGAGAGUCCUGUGGAUGCAGGUUUUGACAUAAGAUCAGGUAAUGGAAUCUUAGCUAUGCUGUCGUACUAUCCCAACAAAAAGAUUUUGUACGUGUGGGACAACAAAAGUGUGAAUACCUGCAGAGUUAAAUUCAAAAAGACCUAAAAAUAAAUAAUCAAACUCUAUGACAUCAUGCAGUUGGCUUCACAAGGCAUUGUAUGAUUUAGUUUUGUCACAAUAUACAGGUAAAUAAUUGUGCAAUUUUUUAUUUUUUUUUUGUGUCCCGUUUGGAUCUUUAGCCAUCAGAAUUAUUGUCUUAAGGCCAAGAAAGAUGCCAAGCGGAUUUAUUUUACCAAGUGGAUCAUCAUGGCCUUGCCAU